This is a messenger RNA of Verticillium alfalfae VaMs.102, 930 nucleotides long. Its product is annotated as pectinesterase family protein. Gene Ontology annotation, biological process: cell wall modification. NCBI's taxonomy places the organism in Eukaryota, Fungi, Ascomycota, Sordariomycetes, Glomerellales, Plectosphaerellaceae. The coding region runs from base 1 to 930 and encodes 309 amino acids. The record is from RefSeq and is a predicted model, not a curated record. Gene Ontology annotation, molecular function: pectinesterase activity. The transcript has 2 exons.
AUGUCCGACAGCCCCCACGAGGGCCGCCUCUACGCCGACCUCGCCACCGACCUCUCGUCACCGGCGCCGCAGAACGAGGUCCAAGUCUGGCACAAUGCCGCCAACUACCAGGCCCGCUUCCCCGAUAACGCCUUCACCAGCGUCUUGAGCGUCGGCCCCACCCUCAACGCCACCCUCACCGGCGCCGGCCCGACGGGCUUCGCCGUGCCCGAAGGCACGCCGUUCGGCAACGUCGACUUCCGCGCCUACAACAUCGACUUUCGCAACGACGAGUUCCCUCGUGCCAACGGCCCUGCCCAUGCCGUCGGCGUGAGCCGUGCCAAUGCCGGCUUCUACUCGUGCGGCCUCUACAGCUACCAGGACACACUCUACGUCGGCAAGCUCGGAAACGCCUACUUCCACGACAACGUCAUCGCCGGCCAGACCGACUUCCUCUACGGCUCGGCACCGCCUGGGUCGCCCACUCGACGCUGUCGCUGCGCAACUGCGGCGGCGGCAUCACCGCCUGGAAAGGGCACCAACACGACCUUCCCCAACAAGUACGGCGUCUACAUUGCCGACGACAGCCAGGUCCUCGCCGCCAACGCCUCCAUCGCCCCGACCCUCCUCGGCCGCUGCCCGCUCGGCCGCCCCUGGAACGCCCAGCACCGCUCCGUCUUCAGCGACACGUACCUCGACCCCAGCAUCCUGCCCGCCGGCUACAUCCGCUGGGGCGCCACCGACCCGCGCGUCUCCGACCUUACCUUCAUGGCCGUGCACGAGGACCGCGGGCCCGGCUGGAACGUCACGGCCCUCGCGGCCAAUGGCAACGUCACGCGCGUGCUCGACGACGCCGCGUUUGCGCCGUACAAGAGGCCCGUUGACGUCUUCCUCACCGAGGACGGCGUGCCUGGGAACAUUGCCUGGAUUGAUCAGAGUGUCUUGGCGUGA